GCCCAAAACGGUCUUCAGUUGCAAGUUGCAAGGCACGCCCAUAGGAGUGGUGACGUCGCGCGGCGCGUCUCAUUCUGUUCGUUCGUUGUUUCUCAUAUUCUGUAUCCAAACCUAUAUUCCACAAUGCAGUCCAAAUUCGGCAGCUUUGUCAACAAGGCCCAGAACGCUCUCAGGGAAGGGCAGUCACUGGCGACAGAGGGAAGUUCGCAGUUUGUCCAGUCGUUCACUCUUCCCGGAGAGUCUGAAAAGGCCGCCAAGAUCCUGCGAGGAUUCCUGGCCGACCCCUUACACCCCGCCACCGCCCUCAACUCUAUCCCCAAAGCAGUCCUCCAAAGAGCCAAAGGUAUGCUCUAUCUCGCUUGGAUGGCUGCUGAUGCACUCUACAGGCCUCGCCGUCUUUACAAUCAUCAAGGCCGGUUUCGUCUUUUCCGGCAAGGCUGGUUCGGGUAUCGUAGUCGCCAAGCUUCCAGAUGGAAGCUGGAGUGCGCCUAGCUGUAUCGCUACGGCGGGUGUUGGAUGGGGCUUGCAGAUUGGCGCUGAUCUGACGGAAGUGGUCAUGGUGCUCAACUCGGACGAGGCGGUCAAGGCGUUUGCUCGUGGGGGCAAUGUGACUGUUGGAGGUGGUAUAUCGGCGGCUGCUGGACCGUUGGGUACUGGUGGCCAAGUUGCCUCUUCGCUGGCCAACCCCGCCCCCGUCUUUAGCUACAGCCGAUCCAAGGGGCUUUUCGCUGGUCUGACCCUGGACGGUACCAUCCUUGUGGAGAGAAAGGAUGCCAACAAGAAAUUCUAUGGAAGUAGCAUCUCUGCUACAGACAUCCUUGCUGGCCGAGUGCCAGCUCCAGAGAUCGCCUCUACCAUGUACGACAUCAUCGAGGCCGCCGAGGGCAUCGACGAAACUGGUCUCCCAGAGGGCGGCUACGUGCCCACUGCUACAGGUGAACACGCCCCCGUCCCGAGCCCUACCACAGGGUACACCACGGGUCCCGGCACUGCGGCGGAUGCUGCUUCCACGACGUCUUCGGCCACCGGCAACAAGACGGUGUUCGAUGCGUCUUCCACUCAUCAGUAGAGAUCGGAGCGCGUAUGUCCCAUGAUAAUAUAUGUGCUCUUUUGAGAAUGUAAUGUCUGUCCGAGAAGAAUGCAAUGUUUGUCUGAGAAGAAUGCAAAGUAUAAGCAGAGUGGCAAUCCUCGGGCUUCCGGGACACCCGGGGCAAGUCGGAGUGAUUGACAAGCAAAGUGACUCGUCG
This is a messenger RNA of Cryptococcus amylolentus CBS 6039, 1247 nucleotides long. RefSeq lists its product as hypothetical. Gene Ontology annotation, cellular component: actin cortical patch. The record is from RefSeq and is a predicted model, not a curated record. Gene Ontology annotation, molecular function: actin filament binding; phosphatidylinositol binding. The coding region runs from base 374 to 1069 and encodes 231 amino acids. Gene Ontology annotation, biological process: actin cortical patch localization; actin filament bundle assembly. The transcript is spliced from 8 exons. Lineage: Eukaryota; Fungi; Basidiomycota; Tremellomycetes; Tremellales; Cryptococcaceae.